Cydia fagiglandana is the source of this 2333-nucleotide messenger RNA. RefSeq names its product WD and tetratricopeptide repeats protein 1 (gene adp). The transcript has 14 exons. The record is from RefSeq and is a predicted model, not a curated record. NCBI's taxonomy places the organism in Eukaryota, Metazoa, Arthropoda, Insecta, Lepidoptera, Tortricidae. Gene Ontology annotation, biological process: negative regulation of fatty acid biosynthetic process. Bases 289 to 2226 code for a protein of 645 amino acids. Gene Ontology annotation, cellular component: cytoplasm; Cul4-RING E3 ubiquitin ligase complex. Gene Ontology annotation, molecular function: protein binding.
CAUAAAUAAUUUUGUUUUUCUUCAAUGGACGACAGCUGUUUGACAGCUCUGCUUUUAUUUUCUAUAGAAUUUAUCUCUCCAUCACAAAAAAGCUUUUUGUUCCUCAAUUUGUUUGUUAUUUGAAAACAGAGUUCUAAAUAGAGCUUUGUUGCCCUACGCUUCUAGUGAGAAUCUGGGAAAUGAGGGCUGAAACAGAGUGCACUAUAAAUAGAUCGAGCCGCAGUUAGUUUAUAGUUUACGUCUGAUUGUGAUGAUUUAUCAGACAUAUUGAGUGCGAAUUAGCGAGCUAUGGGUAGGCGAGAGGAGCCCGCUUGGGCUAAGGGUACGGUGGGGCUGCUGGCGGCCCGGGAGCGCGGUUACGUGGACCGGCAGUUCCAGAACCGUCUCACGGUGACCCGAAGCAUGAUCGACCGCUUAGGGCUCGAAACAGAGUUAAACGGGCAUAUGGGCUGCGUGAACUGCUUGGAAUGGAACCAUGAUGGAUCUGUUUUGGCGUCGGCAUCUGACGACCUGCACGUUAUUCUGUGGGACCCGUACCGCUACAAGCAGCUGCACAACAUAGCCACAGGACACACUGGCAACAUCUUCUCAGUCAAGUUCCUAUCUCCCGACCUGAUAGCGACCUGCGCCGCUGACGGCACAGUCCGCGCGCGCAGCAUAUGCGGCGGCGCGCCUCUACUGGAGUGCUCCUGUCAUUGUGGAAGGGUUAAAAGGCUUGCCGUCGCUCCGCAUAACCCGCAUCUGAUAUGGUCAGCUGGUGAAGAUGGACUUAUACUGCAACACGACCUGCGUACCUCCCACCGCUGCACCUCCGCCAACGUGCUGGUCAACCUCCUCAACCACCUGGGCCGCUACGCCGAGGCCAAGUGCGUGUCGGUCAACCCGCGCCGGCCCUACCAGCUCGCCGUCGGCGCCAACGACCUGUAUGUGCGGCUCUACGACACUAGGAUGAUCAAGCUUAGCAAACUACAGGUACAGUCGGCCGGUACCCGUGUAGCAUGGGAGCGCGCGAAUGUUCGCUGCGCGCGCGCCGGCGCCGGCGACCCCGACAUGAACAUACCCCGAGCCGCGGUCACUUAUUACGCACCCGGUCACCUCUCGAUUGAGCCGAACGAGCACAACUUUCCUAAGAAAGCGACCACAUACGUCGCGUUCAGCCACGACGGCAACGAGUUACUCGUCAACCUAGGAUCGGAACAGAUCUACCUAUUCGAUAUAAACCAGGGCCGCCGGCCGGUCCUCGUGGAGUCCUUCAUCAUCCAGCACAACCACGCCUACAGGGCGGGCGAAGCCCGAGACCCGAGUCCCGAGCCCGAGCCGCAGCAACCAUUGCCUGAAUCUGUCCGCGCUUUAAAAGAACGGGCGAACGAGCUGGUGAACGCGGGCAACUACGCCACGGCAGUUGAACUGUAUAACGCGGCGCUGGGUGCUUGUCCCAACCACGCCAUUCUGUACUCGAACCGCGCCGCUGCACUCAUGAGGAGGGGCUGGUCCGGAGACACCUACGCGGCCAUAAAGGACUGCUACCGGGCCAUCAAAUUGGACUCUGGGCACGUCAAAUCUCACUUCAGACUCGCUAAGGGUCUGAUGGACCUUAAGAGGGCGCGCGAAGCACACGAAUGCUUGCUUUACUUUAAGGACAAGUUCCCGCGGCACGCGUCGAGUCACGCGGUGUUCCUGCUGCAAAAGGACAUCAACGUUGCUCUGGACACCGUCGAAACCCAGGCCGACGAAGCGCCGGGCGAGGCCGAGGAGAACCAGCCCACCAGCCUGCUGGAGCGCCAACUGCGGGCCGCGGCCCUCGACUACUCGCAGCGCUUCCUCGGCCACUGCAACACCACCACCGACAUCAAGGAGGCCAGCUUCCUGGGCCCCGACGCUAAUUACAUAGCCGCCGGUUCGGACGACGGCAGCAUGUUCAUCUGGUGCCGCCGCACCGGCAACAUCGUGCGCUGCCUGCGCGGCGACGAGUCCAUCGUGAACUGUGUGCAGCUGCACCCUGCCGCCUGCCUGCUCGCCACCAGCGGCAUCGAGCCCUGCGUGCGCCUCUGGAGCCCCAGGCCCGAGGACGGUGUGGAAGAGCCCCGCGUGGUGGUGGACGCGGGCUCGGCGGCGCACGAGAACCAGCGGCGCAUGCGCAGCGACCCCUUCGAGGCCAUGCUGCUCAACAUCAGCUUCGCCGGCGCCGACCGCGACCUGCACUCGCCCGCCUGCCGCGCCAGCUAGGUGCAAAUUGCAAUAUGUGAUAGCCGAUAUGCAAGAUUCGGUUUCCUUAUCUUCUCCAAGUCAGCUGUAAAUGUAAAUAAAUUAUUCAUUAAAUGAUACGCGCCCAA